UGGUGAUAAUGACAUUAGAGAAGCACUAAUAAUAAAUAUUAUCCUUUCUGUUCUUAUGGCAACAGAUGGAAAAAACCAACUGGACCAGUGUAUCCCAUUUUGUUCUCUUGGGCAUUUCUACCUUCCCAGAAGAGCAGACCCCACUCUUCCUUCUUUUUCUACUCAUGUAUGCAAUCAAUAUUUCUGGCAACUCUGCAAUUAUCACACUGAUUAUCUCUGUUCCGCACCUCCACACUCCCAUGUACCUCUUCCUCAGUAACUUGGCAUUGGCAGAUAUCUGUUUCACCUCCACCACAGUCCCCAAGAUGCUGCAAAACAUUUUCUCUGCUACAAAGGCCAUUUCCUACAUGGGCUGCCUAGCCCAGACUUAUUUCUUCAUUUGCUUUGCAGCAAUGGAAAAUUUCCUCCUGGCUGUGAUGGCUUAUGACAGGUACAUUGCCAUCUGCCACCCUUUCCACUACCCUCUGAUCUUGACCAGAAUGCUGUGUGCACAAAUGGUGGCUGUGUGCCAUGUCCUUUCCCACCUUCAUGCCUUGCUGCAUACCCUACUUAUGGGCCAACUGAUCUUCUGUGAAGAUAACAGGAUCCCACACUUCUUCUGUGACCUCUACCCUCUGAUGAAGAUUUCUUGUUCCAGUACCCACCUCAACACCCUGAUGAUUCACACAGAGGGUGUUAUUGUAAUCAAUGGAGCUUUGGCCUUCAUCAUUGUUUCCUAUGCCUGCAUCAUCUCAGCAGUCCUCCGGAUCCCCUCUGCCAAUGGCAAGUGGAAAGCCUUUUCUACCUGUGGCUCCCACCUCACUGUGGUGGCCAUAUUCUAUGGCACUCUCACAUGGGUCUACUUCCGACCUCUUUCCAGCUACUCAGUGGCCAAAGUUCGCAUUGUGACAGUCAUGUACACAGUGGUGACACCCAUGUUGAACCCUUUCAUCUAUAGCCUGAGGAAUGGGGAUGUCAAGGAAGCCUUCAAGAAAUGCGUGAGCAGAAUAUGGAAUAAACCCCAAAAAGCAGUUAUAAGCUUUCCCUAGGACCUUGGGAAAACAUUUUUGCCCCUCACAGAUCACUUUCUUCUGGAAU
Loxodonta africana (African savanna elephant) is the source of this 1077-nucleotide messenger RNA. Its product is annotated as olfactory receptor 1Q1. The transcript has a single exon. Bases 66 to 1028 code for a protein of 320 amino acids. Gene Ontology annotation, biological process: G protein-coupled receptor signaling pathway. Gene Ontology annotation, molecular function: G protein-coupled receptor activity; olfactory receptor activity. NCBI's taxonomy places the organism in Eukaryota, Metazoa, Chordata, Mammalia, Proboscidea, Elephantidae. Gene Ontology annotation, cellular component: plasma membrane. The record is from RefSeq and is a predicted model, not a curated record.